Molecule: messenger RNA, 642 nt
Organism: Trichomonas vaginalis G3
Lineage: Eukaryota; Parabasalia; Trichomonadida; Trichomonadidae
Product: protein of unknown function, DUF4106 family
Exons: 1
Source: RefSeq, a predicted model, not a curated record
AUGCCACGUAAGCUACGUAAGAAUAUACGUAAGAGGAAGAGAGCAUUGAAACAUCCAAUAGUAAAACUGACACCACAACAACAGUUGCAACAACAAAUGCUGAAUGACCCCACUAUGUUGCAACAAAUGUCAAGCAAUCCUAUGCUUUUAAACCGAGUUGUUGGUGCACAGAGUGGAGGUUUAAGAGCGGCACUUUUAGCGAAAAUGGCAGGCUAUGGUGGAACAGCAUAUAACCCUCAAAGUCAAAUGAAUUUGAGUUCACUCAAAAAUCAAAUAGCAGAUGUCAAAAAGUCAAACAUAGACAUACAGAAGCAAAUAAGUGAAAACGAAAAGAAACUAGAAUAUGACAGACACACAAAGAAACUCAAUGAGUUAAACGUAGAGAAAAAGAAGAAAGAAGAACAACUGAAAGAACUAAGUACAGAGGAAUAUGCGAAAAAAGUGUCAGAAAAAGCAGCAGAAGUAGCAAAAAUGGAACAAGAUGUCAUAAAUUUGAAAAACCAUACUACUCAAUAUAAAGUACUGAAAGAUGAAGAGAUAAAACAAAAAGCCCUGAAGACAUAUAUGGAUAGCGAUGAGUAUAAAAAGGAAGUUGAAGCAAAUGUAAAGGCAGAAAAACUUUUACAGUUGCAAAACCAAACC